Messenger RNA from Thunnus maccoyii (southern bluefin tuna), 1174 nucleotides. It is a transcript of the gene ponzr1, whose product is annotated as plac8 onzin related protein 1. The transcript is spliced from 4 exons. NCBI's taxonomy places the organism in Eukaryota, Metazoa, Chordata, Actinopteri, Scombriformes, Scombridae. Bases 297 to 686 code for a protein of 129 amino acids. The record is from RefSeq and is a predicted model, not a curated record.
AAUGAAUUGCGUUUCACCUAAUACAUUUGAGUAUUUUCCUCAGACUCAUAAAACAUUGAUGCUAAACUAUUAAACUAAAGCUAUAUGGUAGAUGAACGUUAGCUGAUGAAGCUAUAAUGCAAAAGCUCUUAAUUUUUAGUAGGAUAUUUUAAAACUAAGCAGUCAGUUAGGGAACAAAAUGAGGAAAAUGCUCAAUUUAAAGGUGUUAUUUUAAAGCAUAAAAUGGCCGGUAACAGUUAGCUGAACCGUUAAGCUAACGUAUGCAACUAACUAGCUGAAGCGCUGCUGCACAAGGCAUGGCCGUCUACCAGCAGCCACCUCAGAUGGUGGCAGUGACCACCACCACCACCCACGGCCCUUCGGUAUGGACUUCUGGCCUUUGCGAUUGCUGCAAUGAUAUGGGCACCUGUUGCUGCGGUCUCUGGUGUUUCCCCUGCAUGCAGUGUGAGACAGCCAGUAAGCAUGGCUGGUGCUGCUGCCUGCCACUUCUGGACGUCUGCUGUGUGGUUUCCUGCCUUCUCCGCUCCUCCAUUAGAGAGAAAUAUGGCAUCCCUGGUUCGUGCUGUGAAGACUGCUGUCAGUUGACUUGGUGUUACCCGUGCGUGUGGUGCCAGAUGAAUCGGGAGCUGAAGGUCAGGGGCAACCAGCCAACCGCAGUGGUCACCACGCAGGUCAUCGGUGUCUAGGAAAUGUUGACCAAAUAAUUAUAACUGAGUUGUUAUUUUUUUCUGUGGUCUAAUCUUGAAAACAUACAAGUGAAUUUAUUUUGUAACUAGUAAUAGAUGGAGGGCAAAGAUGUAGACUAAAAAUGUAGCAUUCAAUUCUAUCUGUAUACUUUUACACAUCAUCACAUUUAUGUUGUAAACAAGUGGUCUAAACAUUUUUUAACAUUUAAAUAAAAAAAAAACAAAAAAAAAAAAAGACUAGAUCGGUGCAUGUGUUAUAUCAACUCUCAGAUGAACGUUGCUUUGGAUUUAAGGAACUUGUCUGUAUAUGUAUCUUUGAUUCUCUGUGGCCAGUGAAAUAUUCCUGUUUCAGAUAACAAGCUCCUAUUGCAGCAUGAGUGAAAAGAUAAAUAAUUUUUAACACAGAUGACAUGAUAUUGAUAGACCAAUGACAAAUGAUAUGUCUAAGAUGUAAUAAAUCUUUGGAUGUUCUGUAAUGACACAAGAAA